Messenger RNA from Haliotis rufescens (red abalone), 1259 nucleotides. RefSeq names its product cell division cycle protein 123 homolog. NCBI's taxonomy places the organism in Eukaryota, Metazoa, Mollusca, Gastropoda, Lepetellida, Haliotidae. The record is from RefSeq and is a predicted model, not a curated record. The coding region runs from base 124 to 1185 and encodes 353 amino acids. The transcript has 12 exons. Gene Ontology annotation, cellular component: cytoplasm.
GGAAGUGAGCGUAAAGGUAUCAGCCCAGCACAUGUACAUGUUUUGAUUUCUCACGCAAUCGCUACGGAAAUUUCAUUUUCUGAUGUAGCUGUCAGGUAAUUUUGACAGUCGUUGGUUGAAUUAAUGGGAAGGACGGACGUAAACAACCUCAAAAGACACAAAAUGAAGAAAGAGCACGUGCUUAAUUGUAGCUUUUCGUCUUGGUAUGACAGAUUCAAAGAUCUUACAAUCAAAAGUGUGGUGCUGCCUCUACCUCAAGAAUUCAUCGACUACCUUCACAAGGAUGGCGUUGUGCUGCCAGAGGGUUCAGUACAGGGGAGCUCUCAAUCAAGACCAGAGGAUGAAAAUGAUGAUGAUGAUGACGUUGACUGGGGGUCAGGCAGUGCAGCAGUGGCAGUGGCGCCGGAGUUCCCUGAGUUUGAGAGGCUGGUGAAGAAGGCCAUACAGAAGCUGGGGGGGAGAGUGUUCCCCAAACUCAACUGGAGUGCUCCACGGGAUGCGACGUGGAUUUCUUUUGAUAAAACCCUGAAGUGCACAUGUCCCAGUGAUGUCUACCUUCUGUUGAAAAGUUCCGAUUUCAUCGCACAUGAUUUGUCACAGCCGUUUCUCCAUUGUUCUGACUGUGACCUUGAGAUGGCGCGAGCAGACGUUAAGUAUGACCUGAUCCUGAGGCGAUGGCAGGAUCUGCAGCCUGGCAUGGAGUUCAGGUGUUUCGUCAGGAACAAGAAACUGAUUGCUAUAUCUCAGAGACAUCACAUCCAGUACUACGCCUUCCUGGAGAGUCAGAAAGAUGAGAUCAUCAGCGACAUUCAGGCAUUCUUCUAUCACAUGAUCUCCAACAAGUUUCCUGAUGAGAGCUAUGUGUUUGAUGUAUACAGGAAAGAUAAGGGCCACCUGACUCUGGUGGACUUCAACCCGUUCGGUGAGGUGACGGAUGCCCUGCUGUUUACAUGGGAAGAACUGGCCAAUGACAGUGGAGAACUCAAGGCUGAGCGCCCUGAGUUUCGGUUCCUCCAGAGCAAGGAUGGAGUACAGCCCAACCCCUUCGCCUACUUCGCCAUGCCGCGGGACUUCGUCGACCUGGCUGCUGGGGAGGAUCCCUACAAGCUCAUGGACCUCCUGCACCUGAAAGUGCAGACUUCCACCAGCGAGAACACAUCAUCUGACGAGGACACCACCAGUUGACCUCCAGAGGAGUCUAGGCAGACUAUUCUUGUGUAAAUACAGUCAUCAUUUUGUACAUAAAGCAGUGAAGUGCA